CUUUAUUCCUUUGACAAUAUCCUCACUCCAAUUCAAUCCACCGAAUCCACAACCGCGAACCCCGAACCGCGGAACCCCCGAACUCCCCCAAAUCCGACGUCAUCGGGCCCUGGUCCACUUUUUCUCCUGGACCUUCCCCGACCACCGCUUCACUUUUCACCGCCAUCGUUCCUCGAUCUGAGUCUUGACUAUAUAACCCCUAGAUCUGCUUCGGUUGCUUUUAUUCCUUAGUUCAGCUAAGAACCGCAAAAGGUCUUCCCCACCAACCUACAAUCUAUAAAUACCGUCACCACCAAAAUGGAAGACAAACCCCUCAGCCCGGUCAGCACCGACCCCAUGACCCUAACCGCGCACGAAACCUCCCCCGCCCUAAUCUUCCCAACCUUCUCAAGCACAACAGCCUUCAACCUGGGUCUCGCGCUGCGCAACCGCAUCCUCACGCUACCGCCGACCUCACGCAAACCGGCCCUGAUCUCCAUCACGCUGACGACGGCGCCGCUGCCGACAGUAGACCACCAACCGGUCCCGCCGCACGUGGUGUUCCAAUGCGCGACCGAGCCCGGCACGAUCCCGGACAACGAGGUGUGGGUGCGGCGCAAGCGGAACACCGUGCUGCGGUGGGGGGUGAGCAGCUGGCUGAUGCGGAAUAAGCUGCUGGCGGCGCUGAGCGACAGCGAGAAGGCGGGCGUGGAGGCGGCGUUCGUGAAGAAGUAUGCGCUGCGGUCGAGUUGCGGCGGGGCCGUGGCGGAUGAUUAUGCGAUUCAUGGUGGCGGGUUCCCUGUGCGGGUGCGCGGUGUGGAUGGCGUUGUGGGUGUCAUUGUUGUUAGUGGGUUGAAGCAGGAGGAUGAUCACCAGGUUAUUGUUGAUGUGGUGAGGGAGUUUAUUCUUCAGGGGGGUGGGAUGGAAACAGAUAUACAAACCCCAUCAUGA
Molecule: messenger RNA, 930 nt
Organism: Aspergillus homomorphus CBS 101889
Lineage: Eukaryota; Fungi; Ascomycota; Eurotiomycetes; Eurotiales; Aspergillaceae
Product: DUF967 domain protein
Exons: 3
Coding region: 298-930 (210 amino acids)
Biological process (GO): post-translational protein targeting to endoplasmic reticulum membrane
Cellular component (GO): TRC complex
Source: RefSeq, a predicted model, not a curated record